Messenger RNA from Strongylocentrotus purpuratus (purple sea urchin), 1682 nucleotides. Its product is annotated as serum paraoxonase/arylesterase 1-like. The transcript is spliced from 9 exons. The coding region runs from base 62 to 1114 and encodes 350 amino acids. Gene Ontology annotation, molecular function: arylesterase activity. The record is from RefSeq and is a predicted model, not a curated record. NCBI's taxonomy places the organism in Eukaryota, Metazoa, Echinodermata, Echinoidea, Camarodonta, Strongylocentrotidae.
CGCAGGUAAUGUUUAUCUUUUGUUCAGCGCAUCGCUAGCAGAAAGACAGACUGAAACAAAAAUGUGGAAAUUCUUGUUGAUUUCGUUCGUUGGACUUGUUGUUAUACAACAUAUGCUGACCUUCAUAUACAUCAUGGGAUAUCACAAGUUUGUCUUUAAGCACAGACCAGGCAACUGUCAAGUUCUGAAUUACAUAGACUAUGGAGUAGCAGACAUGGAACUGAUGGCCGAUGGUCUUGUGCUCAUUGCAUCUUCUUAUUACAGAUCUAAUCCUAAGAUAGGAGUGAUUCAUACAUUCAAUCUAUCCAGUCCAAAUGAUGGGUUUACGAGAGUUACCAUCAGCAGCAGACCUCAAGGAUCUUUUCAUCCUGUUGGACUCAGCAGCAUUCAUGAUACAGGUUCAACCUAUGUAUAUGUAGUGAACCAGCAGACAGUAAGGGACUGUAUAGAGGUGUAUGAAUGGAGAAGAGCUGACAAACCAACUAUGAAGUACCUGAAAGAGAUCCACGAUCCAUUCAUGAGAAGAUUGAGUGAUGUAUUAGCUGUAGGUUCUGAUCAGUUCUAUGUCACCAACCAAGCAUACAGCCUAGACCCAGGGGGCCGAUUAUUCGAACAUUACAUGAUGUUUCCAUGGGGUAGUGUACUGUACUGUGAUCCAUCAUGCAGACUGGUGUCCAACGCCAUCUUUGAACCAAGUGGAAUUCACAUGUCACCAGAUAGAAAGUAUAUCUACGUUUCUUUACUCUAUGGUAUGGGUGUACAUGGUUACAAGCGAGAUCCAGCAUCAAACAUAUUAUCACCUCAGACCGAUAGAUCCGUGAGUCUUUCAUCAUUGGUUGACAAUGUGUUUGUUGAUGCGAAUGGGAAUGUAUGGACGGCCAAUCAUCCUGCUGCCUUUAAAUAUGAAGCUUAUGAGAGACAUAGAAGGAGUUUACCACCUUCACAGGUACUCCAUAUUCGGUACCAUGGUGCAUCUAAUGAAGUUUUUGAAUUGUACAGCGAUGAUGGAACACAGUUACCAGCUUCAUCUUCAGCUGUCUUCCACAAAGACAAGCUUUUAAUUGCGUCCAGGUAUAAGGGCAUGCUACUCUGUGAAACCAACAUAAAAUGGUGAUGAUCGGUCGACAGCAACUAGAGAUGGACUUCAGAAAUGAGCACAACCAAUAAGAUGUGUGGAUUAGGUGUGAGCAGAUAGAUUGAAUAACUGAGGUGGAAAAUAGCACCCCUGCAUGCCCAUCAGUUUUCAUCAUUUACCUUGACAACAACUCAUUAUGUGUGCAAUAUAUAUGUGUUUGAAUAUGAUGUGAUGUGACAUUUUAGCCAGGAUUAAUAAAUAGCAUGGUUAACAACUUUCUUGACAAUUUCAUAAAUGUUUUUCUUAGAAUGAAUUCUGUCGAUGAAUGGGUCAUACAUGUUUAACCCUUGUUAUUCAUCUUGGAUGGAAGAUAGCCUUUAGCAAUAUAAAUGUACACAGUAGCUUUCUUUGAAUAUGUAUUCAUUAUUUAUGUCUGUUCAACAGUACUAGAAUAUGUUAGCUUUUGUAUCGAAUAGAAACUAGAUCUGUGUGUGAUACUUUCAUGUCUGUAUAAUCCUAAGACAUCCCUUUCAAGAUACUAUGUCCCUUUUGCAGCCAACAUCAAAUUCUGAAGAACUUUGCAGGAAUUAUGAAUAUGUCAUGUAUG